AUGACGGUGGGAGACGGCGCAGUGGCGGUCGAUGACCGGCUAGAAGCCGUGCGGCGUCCCGCACGCCCUGCCGACGUACCCCCUUCCCUCCCCGGCACCGCCUCCCGAGCACCACCCUCGCACCCCCGGCGCCCCAGCGUCGACCCUUCCCCCCUCCCACGCGGGAAUGGCACCCCCGGCCGCCUCCCUCCGCGUCGCCGGGCCCCACCCCUGCCCGUUUUCUCCCGCGGCGCCUCUCAUGAUUCAAUUUCACCCAGCCAACUGGCAAAUCCCCUUUGCCAGCACGCACCCCUGCGCGGGCCCUGGACGCCAGCCCCAACGCUCACCCGCAACCGCGGGGCGCCGGGCACCUGCCUGGCCCCCGCCGUGAGCGCCGGCCGGCCAGCCGCCCUUGCCCUACAGGUCCUCCGGACCCACGUCGCCUGCCAUCGUGCGUGCAAACGCUCCGGUGUCCGAAAGUGA
Aspergillus sclerotioniger CBS 115572 is the source of this 462-nucleotide messenger RNA. RefSeq lists its product as uncharacterized. NCBI's taxonomy places the organism in Eukaryota, Fungi, Ascomycota, Eurotiomycetes, Eurotiales, Aspergillaceae. The coding region runs from base 1 to 462 and encodes 153 amino acids. The record is from RefSeq and is a predicted model, not a curated record. The transcript has 2 exons.